CAGACUUUCCAUCGCCGGACCGUUCCAUCUAUCUUUGUAUAUACACGCAGUGCCAAAAGGCCUUAUACCAUCCCCUAUAAUGACCUCCCGUUCACGAUCUUUGGGAGCCAUCUUUUCUGAGCCUGGAUUUGCCGAGGUCUUGGAGGCCAUAUUCGACAGGCUCAUCCUGCGAGAUACUCUUGCUCUCAUUCUCGUGAACAGAAACACGCGCAAUGUCUUCAAGUCCUCGUCCCAUCUCCAAUACACCCAUCUCUGCCGAAAACAUUCUUCUCUGCCCCGACCCCCCUCAGCAGCUGCUUCUAGACAUCCAUCAUCAGCGAAACUGAUCGAAGAGCUGGCAGAACGCGAGCGUCGUCUGGAGGAAAUCACCCCCGUGGGCUCCUCGACUUACCGCCUGUCUUCUCGGGUUAUCGCUUUCGAGCAGGGCCUUAUUGUGGCCGAAUGCGAUACCAAAGCACCGCCUCUCGGCUUUGAAGAUCCCCCUCCUGAGUAUAUGGAUCCAACAGGCUGGGAGAUUAUCAGGGUGCCGAAUGCAGAACUGGAUAAGGAUUCGGAGAUGCGGGGCGGGAUCAAGAGGCAGGAUCAUUGGACGUGGAGGACGGAUUAUGGGGGAUAUUGCGAGGCAGUGGCUUGUGUAGAGGACAACGUCGCUAUGGUCAUCAAGCAGUGGUUUCACGGCGAGACCUUGUCCCGGGUCGAAUUCUUCUUCUACCAGCUCCUUCCUUCCCUCGGUACCCCUCCCCCAGAAGACGGCAACUUUGAUCCCAUUAUCCACCCCGAUGCGAGGCUUCCCUGCAUCCAAGUCGUGCUUCCCGCAGCUUGGCCCCAGUCCGCAGAACUCAGUCAUUACAAGCUAUGCCCAGAGGGACGGCUAGCGGUGCAGUUCGAAGCCGGAAGAGACUUGUACCAGAAACAUCCCUCAGGGAGGGGUCGGAAUGACUUGAUGAACAAGGAGAUAUUUGCGGUGAUCUGGGACUGGAAAGCUGGUGUCUGUCUUGGACAAGUACCUCUCUUCCCCGACAUAUCCACCGACUUUAGUGGUAUCUAUCCCGUGGGACCAUUCUGCGUCACGGCGACCCAUCGCAAAGUCUCGUCUCUCAAGCAUCCUGAGCUUUACGAAUCAGUCGUCCGACCCUAUACCAGCUUUUCGACCGAGGCCGAUGAAGACGGCUAUCUCACCCAGUUCUCACUCGACUUCCACACCUUGUUACCCUUGCCCUUGGCUUUUCCCCCAGAACGCCACAGCCAGGAUUCGACAGGAACUGAGCCGCAUACGUGGCGCGCGGGGUACAUUCCCUAUUGCCUACCAUUGGUCUCAUUCGACUUGCCUUUCGAGGCGUCGGCAGAGUUUGGGACGGAUGUUUACAGCAUCUGGAAAGACUUUUAUGUCGUGGGAGCGCGGUAUAAGAAAGAGCUGCAUAACGGCGACCUGAAAGGCUUGCUGUUGUUCACGUGUCAUUCGGUGGAUGCGCCGACGAAUGUCGUCGACCUUAACUUUGUUCUGCGACAUCUGACAAAGAGGCUUGUGGAGCAAGCUCAGGCGUGCCUUUCCGGCGCCGGGCUUCCUCUCCCUCUCUUGUCGGUGCUUGCGAUGCCCACAAGCACUCCAGAUGUCUCUCUCUUAACCCGCGUCGAGCAGACAGAAUGGGCAUCUUCCGUCUUGACCAUGUCAACCUACGCCAACAAUCUCAAUAUGCGCGGCGUCUGGUCGCCGUCCUCCGUCAUCCACAGCCAGAUGCCCGACCUAGUUCCCUAUCUUCCAGAGAUGUCCCAUAUCAAGCUGGAGGACUAUCCCGGCACGGCCGAAAUCAGACCGGCAUCCAUGGAGGGCUGCAAUCCUUUCUCCGGGGUGUUCGGCGCGAGAGAGGUGAAGGUGAUUGAGCUGGGGCUUGAGAUGGAGGGCACGGGAGCGAUAUUCGUGUUCACCAACUACGGCGGGGAUGCGGCUCGUGGCAAGCCGUACGCAGUACCAAGACCCGACGACCCGCAAGAUUUCUCUACGACCCUAUUCCACCAGUCCUUUGGCCCGAAAGACAACCCCAAUAGCAUUACGCUCAACCUGUCGUACGACGAAGAGAUGGAAGCUCUCUCCGCUGAGGAAUUGGGCAUGGUCCUUCCCCAGGGAACGCCAUGUCUGCCACAGAAGAGCAAGACGGCAAUGAUGUGGUUGGAAAGAGAGGGGAGAUGGGCAUAUGACCCCGCAGAUUGGGAACACCCGGCGUUUGUGAGGUUUGACGGGAGUAGUGUGAUUUACGAUCAGACUUCGGUGAGUGUUGGUAGGGGAACAUACGAUGCUGAUAGACUGGCAGCCUUCACUGUUGCAUAUCCUCAGGUUUUAGACCGCUAUGCUCCGGAGGACGGCGAUGAUCAGGUUCGUCAGUUGCAAGUUUGCGGGCCUCAGGACUUUUGGAGGAUUUAGAGGAAGCAACAGAGCACCUGUCCUCCUUCCCCUUGUCUUCUACUCCUGACAGUCGUCUGCAUUCGGAAGAACAUGCGUUGGGCUCUUCGGCGGGCAAGGCAUCGUCCACAGGUCCGUAACCCUCAAUCCUUGGUCGCCUCCAACAUCCGUCACCGCCAUCAUGUCACUCUAUCAACUAUCUCAUCCAUCCCUUACAGCCCACUUCGGCUUCGAGGCUAUCUGAACGGCGGCGCCAAAGCCAUGUCAGAGCAGCAAGCGAUGGACGAACAUCGUUGUGGGGACGGUAACUCGUAUCUCCAUAAGGACAAACCCUUGGUUGGCAUGACUUUCGUAUCUGGAUCUACAGGAAUGCAUGGAGCUUUGAACGUUCUCUUUUGGUCGAACAGGUCGACGUUGUCAAAGAGCCCUGAUAUCUUGACAAAGACUUUGGCGGCUUGCGCGAUUCUUUUGGGAUACGUCACUCCUUAACCAGUAUCUCAUACAAUCUCCGUAGCCCCUGCCUUGGGUCAGACCUAAAGCGUAGCAGUGGAAUGAUGCUCGAGGGAGAGGAAAAGAGGACGGAGAGGUGCUGUCAUGGCUGAGACCGGGGAGGGUUGAGUGAGUGGGACAUGACGAGAGCACCGACUCGAGGAACGAAGGUCUCGACGUGUCACCGCCGGAGUCUCUUCUACAAUGGUUUGGCAAACUACUCGCCUGCCGAAACUGGUGGCUGACGAUGGCCAGAAGAGAAGCCUCCACCCUUGCGGCGAGGCCCGAUCAACACCG
Messenger RNA from Cryptococcus amylolentus CBS 6039, 3184 nucleotides. RefSeq lists its product as hypothetical. The record is from RefSeq and is a predicted model, not a curated record. NCBI's taxonomy places the organism in Eukaryota, Fungi, Basidiomycota, Tremellomycetes, Tremellales, Cryptococcaceae. Bases 80 to 2419 code for a protein of 779 amino acids. The transcript has 6 exons.